CCGCUGGCUCAUUUUUUUUUUGUUGGGACCGCGGGCGCGCUGGCUUGGGGGACCCCUCCCGCUACCCUUCUGCCGUCCUUCCGCCUGCGCCACUUCGCACCUUCGCCCGCCAUGGCUCCGAAGGGCAUGAAGAGGCCUGCGGCCUUCGCGGCGGAGAUCACCACGGUCAAGAGGGCGCUGCUCAUGGGCGACAGCGGUGCCGCGCUUCUGGCGGGCAUGUGCUCGGACAGCCUCGGGGUGCCGAAGUCGGAGCGCCACGAGUUCCAGGCCUCCGCCGUGGACAUGAUCGCGGACGUCGUUGGGCCUCCUCAGCGACGGCUACAAGAAGAGCUGCGAGGAUCUCAAGGUUGA
Molecule: messenger RNA, 351 nt
Organism: Prorocentrum cordatum
Lineage: Eukaryota; Dinophyceae; Prorocentrales; Prorocentraceae
Source: the annotation of a GenBank genome assembly